UUUAAAAGUCGAAAAAAGAAGAAAAUGACUAAAACAAUAAAAGUUGUCUUAGCAUCACAAAUUUUAUUUUUGAUUGUUUGCAAUAUUUCGUUUGUGAAAUAUUCGAAUGCUAUGCGUACACUUCAUCCCAACAGUCAUUAUAAAAAACCAAAACUUGAUAUUGUUCAAACCCCUCUAAACAAUAACAAUGAUCCCAACAAACCAUCAUAUAACAUCAAAAAAUCUACUCAUCCUCAAAUUUGGAAAAUACAAACAAUUGAAAAGAAAAUGGAUACUGAUAUUAAUUUUCCUAAACCAUUGGAAGAAAAACCAUUGGGAGAAAAAGUCAGCAUUAAGAGAAAUAAUUCCAUCUUAAACCGAAAUUCUGGACAAAGUAUGCAUUAUUCAACAUUUUAAA
Meloidogyne enterolobii is the source of this 397-nucleotide messenger RNA. The record is from the annotation of a GenBank genome assembly. Lineage: Eukaryota; Metazoa; Nematoda; Chromadorea; Rhabditida; Meloidogynidae.